CUCCCACACCGCGCGCCACUUCCCAGCCCCUUCUUCCACCUGGCACUGGCCGUUGUUGCAAGUGAGACAGGUGGAGGUUAAGUUAUCAGAAAUGUGGAAGCCGGCGAUACGCACCAGCUGUGGUGGGAUGUCUUGCUCUUUACUCUGGUUGUAGUGUGCCAGUCUGUUUCUCUAAGGCCAAGGAAAGGAAAGAGGCGUGCGUGUGUUGUCACCACUGCCUCAAUGGAAGCUACAUGACUCUCUCUCUCUCUCUCUCUCUCUCUCUCUCUCUCUCUCUCUCUCUCUCUCUCUCUCUCUCUCUCUCUCUUUCUCUCUCUCUCUCUCUCUGUUUUCAGAGUAAAAGAAUAUGACAUCAUUUCCUUUCUUUAGUGUUUUCUGUGUUGUGCCCGAAACAAGUGUUCUAAGUGCGUCUUUUGCCGUGUCAAGAAAGGAGUGUUGCGUCUCCAGGUUACGUCAGAGCAACACACGCCCCGCAUUCCACCAUGGCAACCAACCCACAUCACGACAUGGAGGAAUUUCGUGAGAUACUUGAACACCAACCAACAACGGAUCUGGUCAUUGCUGUGCAGGAAGGAGACGAGGCAGGGGUGAGGUCUGCACUCGACAGGGGUGCCCGGCCCGAGGUCACAUUCGCUACUACUGCUGGGACGUCAUGGAAUCUGCUGAGUAUGGCUGCCAGCGAGGGCCACGACCACCUGCUGCCUCACUUACUGCAGGCGGGGUUAAGCAUAGAAGGUGGAGGCACCACUGACAUGACACCACUGAUGGUGGCUGCCCAGCGUGGUCACACCCAAACAAUGAAGGCAUUGCUGGACCUCGGCGGUAACCCUCUGGCCACGAAUAGAACAGGAUGGACAGCCCUACACUUAGCGGCAGAGUGGGGCCACCAGCAGUGUGUGGCGGCCCUCAUACCCGUCACCCCUCCCACUCCUGCACACCUCACGGUACUCACCCCGGUGCACGUGGCCAGUUAUAAUGGGCAGGUGGAGGUACUGGAGCAGCUGGCAAGUGCUAGCUGGUCCCUCACCGCCAGGGACAGUGAUGGCGACACACCCAUGCAUUAUGCUGCGACCGAGGGUAGUGUGACAUGUCUGCAAUGGCUGGAGCAGCAAGGGUGUGACCUGAGAGUGCAAAAUAAUGCUGGACAUACCCCGCUUGACCAGGAGCUGGCCACUGCUGUGCAGAAAGGAGACGAGGCAGGUAUGAGGUCUGCACUCGACAGGGGUGCCCGGCCCGAGGUCACAUUCCCCACUACUGCUGGGACGUCAUCGAGUCUGCUGAGUAUGGCUGCCAGCGAGGGCCACGACCACCUACUGCCUCACUUACUGCAGGCGGGGUUAAGUAUAGAAGGUGGAGGCACCACUGACAUGACACCGUUGAUGUUGGCUGCCAUGUGUGGUCACACCCAAACAGUGAAGGCAUUGCUGGACCUCGGCGGUAACCCUCUGGCCACGAAUAGUACAGGAUGGACAGCCCUACACUUUGCUGCACAAUGGGGCCACCAGCAGUGUGUGGCGGCCCUCAUGCCCGUCACCCCUCCCACUCCCGCACACCUUGUGGGAAUCACCACCCCCUUGCACGCCGCCAGUUAUAAUGGCCAGGUGGAGGUACUGGAGCAGCUGACAGGUGUUGGCUGGCCUCUCACCGCCAGGGACAGUGAGGGCAACACACCCAUGCACCAUGCUGCGGUCGGGGGAUGUGUAGCAGCUGUGCAAUGGCUAGAGCAGAGAGGUUGUGACCUACACGUGCAAUCGAAGGAUGGACACACCCCGCUGCAAUUGGCCAUGCAUUAUGGUCGCCACGAGAUGGAGACCUGGCUGGCUAAAAAUGGCGGCGGUGUUGUGAGGGAAAAGAUUCUCCGUGUGCAGGAAGUGAGGGCGUGGCGGAGCAAGAAUGAAGACCAACACAACGGCGUCUUGUCCCUGCUGGUGGCGGGCAACGAGGCAGACAUGAUCACCAUCCCUGAGGUUUAUGAUGGUCACGCGCUAAGCCAGGAUGGCCUGACGCCUCUCCACGCCGCGGCGCUGUGUGGGGCUCCCAGUGGUGCUGUGGAAGCUUUGCUGCGACGCGGCGUGAGCCCUCAUGUGAUCACCCCUGACAACAUGACCCCCGCUGACCUGGCACGGCAGCAAGGCCAUGACUCAGUGAUUAAGGGACUACAGAGUCACCAAUGUGAACAGAGCGGUGUGCCUCCUGAGCACCUGCACGAGGAGCUGCUCUCAACAGUCAGUCGCUGGGACGACGUACAGGCGGUGUCCACCCUCCUGUGUAAGGGGGCGCCCAUAGAGCUCCAGGGUGGCCAUUCCGUCCUUAGACUGGCUGUCACCACUGAUCGUACACACACCGUCAGCCUGCUGCUGGCUAGCGGUGCAUCGCUGUCUGCCAAUCUGCUGCAGGAGGCUUGGCAGAGCCCCGACGUCACUCAGAGGGUACUGGCCUUGCUCACCACCGCCUAUUGCUGCCGGCUGCGUGCAGAGCAGCGUCGCCUGGAAAAGGGCAACAGCGCCCUUGUCGAGGGCAUCGACAAUCUGGUGAAAACCAUCGAGGGAAAUACUCCCUGGCAGGCAGCCUGGCGAUGGGGAAAGGAGACUGACCGGCCAGCACUGAGCGACCUCCUAGCAAAGGCCGCGGCUGCCAACUGCCCCGUGACUGCCGCCUUCCUGCACAAGGCAGGAGGGUGGACAGUCUUUAAUGGAGCCUCUGGUGGCACUGCCCUCCACGCUGCCCUGGUAGUUGGCCACAGAGGCAUGGCAGAGCUGCUGAUCAGGAACCUUGGGGCCUGCCCCUACGUGCCGGACACACAUGGUCGCCUUCCAGUGCAUAUGAUGCCCAACGAGGAACAACAGUUGCUGGAGCAGAAGCUCUUUAUGGAGGAGCGUGGAAAACUGGAGAAUAUGGAGCUUCGCUUGAAGGCAGAUCACGAGAAGAUCGCAGCACGGACAGCGCUGUGUAUACAGGAGGUUCUUUUUAAGAGCCACAAGAAGGGCGAAGGUAAGAAUGUCUCCUCACCUGAUGGCCGCGCCGCCCUGCUGCUGGCCUCGCGCAAAGGUCUCCUGCAGCUGACUCAUCUUAUACUACAAGAGGGUUACUUCCCCGUGGACGAGGUGCUGGACGACACCUGCGGCACCACUGCCCUUCACCAGGCGGCCUCACAUGGCCAGGACGGCUGCGUGGCGCUGCUGCUGAGCGCCGGCGCCAACACACAGCAGCGCGACACCUAUGGCCAGACGCCCCGUCACUUGGCCGGCAUGUUUGGCCACAAAAGUACUUUUGAACUCCUUUCACACCAAGAGACGCAGGACCCUCCUUGCCACGCGGGCACCACGGCCACACAAGUGAGAGAAAAUUUUAAAAUGUUUCACAAUAUGUAUUAUAAAUAUAAGCGUAAUCUAUUAGAUACAGUUGACCGUCAUAACCCCGAAAGCGUCAUAGGAAAUCUUGUGAAAUCCAUAGGCCUGCAAGAGCUGCAGGAGGAGGCUCAGCGGGUGGCUGUGGAUCUAUCAAUGGGCGAGGCCCUUGAGGUAAAGGACGCGGUCAUGGCGGAAGUAGGCAUGAUUAUGAAUAAGGUGUCAGCCGCUGAUCCUACCUACCGCGGUGACCUGAGGCUGGCAGGCAGUUCUCGGGACGGCUCUAAGCUGUAUGCCCCUGACGAAUUUGAUAUAAACCUCGUGAUUCACGAGGAUAAUGUAGGAAUAACUGUUAGUCAGAGAAGGAAGGAGGAAGCCCCACUGAAGGGGAGGUUACAGAUUUCUGUAAAGACUGACAAUCCCCGCCUUGAGGGUAAUAGAUUUAUGGCCAGUUUGUACGAGGAGGUGCACCGGUGCCUCGCUGGCCAUACCCUACAGGACAAAAGACUGAGCCUGGUGCCGCCGGGCCUGACCAGCACGCAAGUGGGCGUGGGACUCUCUCUGGCCUGGCAGGGGCGAGAGUAUCCACUGUUGCUGGUCGGCGUGGACCUGGUGCCAGUGCUUGAGGUGCCAUGGCUGGAGCAAGUUUCCAGACCCUUCCUCACUCCUGAGGACACCACCACCAUGCAGCUCAGUAAUGCUGCUGAUGGAACAUGGCGCUGCAGCUUUGCCUUGACAGAGGCUGAGGUACUGGGGACGUUGACACCCGCAGAGCGCCAGGUACAGCUGAUGGGAAAAGUACUUCUUUCCCGCCUCAAGCCCGAGCGCUGGAUGCCUCGGCACAAAAAGAGCUUUUUCAAAUGGUUUGCCACACGGGAGUGGAGCAUCGCGGUGCCAAGCGGGUUCUGCUUCAAGAACGCGCUCCUGCAGUGGCUGGAGCGUAGGCGGUGGAGGGAGGUAGAGCUUGGGGCUGCUGGGCAGGAGCAGGACCACAUCAAGGAAUUAGGGGCAGGACAGGAGGAAGACCACAUCAUGGAGUUGGAGGCUGAACAGGAGGGAGACCAUGCGAAGGACUUAGGGGCUGGACAGAAGUGGGACCAUGCCAGGGAGUUGGUGCCAGGGUGGGAGGGGAACCCCGCUAGAUCGCUGGUGGAGGUGUUCAGAUUGAUGUGUGCGAAUCCAGAAGAGUCACGAGAGCACCUGACAACUCAAAACAGCUCUGCCUACUUUGGAGGAGACUGUGAGGGGCGGAAGCCUGGGGACGGGGCGCCCGUCAUCGUGCAGUGUCUGGAGGAGGGUUUGGAAAAGUUGUGCUCUGGCUCGGCCUCUGCCAAGACAACCAAGCCGCGGCGACGAAAGUAUUAGUUGCAGAAGAUGCAGACAUGUGUAAUCAUUAGCUGUGAGCUGAAUUAAUUGAUAAUAAGCUUAUAAUUUUUUUAUAUUCAUUUGCAAAAGCCAGUGACAUUAAGACAUCAAGUAUUUUGUAUAGGUUUAUUAAGACUAUGUAUGAUCUGGGUGUAUAUAAAGCAGUUUGGCUUGAUAAGAUAAUUACAUAUAAGUUAUAAAAUCUAAGUGUAAUGUCACAUUUGUACAAUCAAGUACCAAAUGCAAAUGGUAAUUAGUUGAAAGAAACUUUAAGUUAAGGAUUUGUGAUAUUUAUAGGCAGGAUUGUCUGAAGAAAUUUAUAACGCCCAGCAUGUCUUAAUUAUGGGAUGAUGACAAUGGAAGGAAAAUUACACAAGUAUUUAUCUGUUCUCCGUAAACAACACUCAUGUGCCAUAAGUAUGUUCAAGUGUGCAAAUCAUAAGCUGCCUAUUGUAAGUGGUAGGUGAAGGAAUAUAAGUGUAGAAAAGUGGGUCUGUUCUUUAUGUGAUAGAUAUGUAAUAGAUGUAUGACCAGUUUGUACGAGGAGGUGCACCGCUGCCUCGCUGGCCACACCCUGCAGGAUGAAAGACUGAGCCUGGUGCCGCCACAGGCCUGACCAGCACGCAAGUGGUGGUAUAUAGUGAUAUAGGGGAUGAAACUUAAUAUUUAUCCAAAUAUCCUUUUUUUAAUAAUUAGCUGAAAAAUACAUCAAGAAAUAUUGCUUUACUAACGUCAAUGAAAUAAAAAUAGGGGAAUUAUCUGGAACGAGAAACAUGACUAUCUUGUUAAAUAGUGUUAAAAUAAUCAAAUAAGUAGCUUGUUAUUUUAAAGAAAACUUACAAGAAGUAAUUGUUACCUGAUAAGUGAUGUCUGUAUUUAAUAUGCACUAUGUUACAGUUUGUACUCUCAUACCCCGCUUGGGGUCGCUUUCAAAUCUUUCAAGUACACAUAUCAUAUUUGCAAACUUAAAUAUGUAAAUAAAUCAUUGCCUCGUAUUUUUCCAUAAACACAAAACUAUUCCUCUCUGUAUUAUGAAAAGUGUUGUGUGAGUAAACCAAACACAAAAA
Molecule: messenger RNA, 5779 nt
Organism: Scylla paramamosain (green mud crab)
Lineage: Eukaryota; Metazoa; Arthropoda; Malacostraca; Decapoda; Portunidae
Product: serine/threonine-protein phosphatase 6 regulatory ankyrin repeat subunit C-like
Exons: 10
Coding region: 483-4712 (1409 amino acids)
Molecular function (GO): protein binding
Source: RefSeq, a predicted model, not a curated record